Vitis riparia (riverbank grape) is the source of this 4230-nucleotide messenger RNA. Its product is annotated as protein MEI2-like 4. Gene Ontology annotation, molecular function: RNA binding. The record is from RefSeq and is a predicted model, not a curated record. Lineage: Eukaryota; Viridiplantae; Streptophyta; Magnoliopsida; Vitales; Vitaceae.
CGAACUUACCUUUCUCUCUCCAUCUUCUCUGUCCCUUUCUCUCUUUUUCUCUCAGAGGAGCGAGCGACACCCCAGCGGCAUCUCGCCGGAAUCUCGCUCCUCCGUCACAUGCCAUGAUCGCCGGCCGGGAGAGCCACCCACUUCCGACACGACCACCACCAGCACCUAUCGCUCUUUGUCUUUUUCUCUUUUGAUAAAUAAAAAAAAAAGCUAACAAAAGGAAAAUAUUCUCUCUCUCUCUCCAUUUCUGAAAGUUUCAUAGCUUGCAAUGCAGGGAAAAGGGGAGAGAGGGUAUCGAAGCUUGGUAGGCAGCUGGCUACAAGGCACAUAUUCUGAGAUCCCUUUCUCUUCCCCCAUGCCUUCUCUCCUAAUUCAUUCUCUUUUCUCUUCUUCUUAAAUGCCUCCUCCUCCUUCUCCUUAUCCUCCCCAAUCAUUGUAAAAUUGCCCAGCUUUUGGAAUGAGCGAGGUUCGCUGUAGGUUUAUGAUCCUUCAAAAGAAGGUUUGUCAUCUAUGAAGCUUAGACGGAUCCAACAGUGAAAAACUCCCGAGUGUUUUUUUUUUCUUUCUUUCUAGCGGUUUAGACAUUUGGGUUUUCCAGUUGCACAAUGCCAUUUGAAGUCAUGGACCCGAGGGGUGUAUCUGCAUCGUCCCCCUUGUUUGACGACAUCUGUUUUCCUGCUGAGAGACAAGUUGGAUUUUGGAAGCCCAAAAUCAUGUCUGAUCACCAUGAAGGAGAUGGAGUAGCACGAAUACCUGGCAGCAAGUCGGUUACUUCAUCGCCCUUGGAAAAACUUUUACCAGUUGGAUCAAAGUCAGUGGAGUACUCGGAAGGACCAGAGUCCUAUCUGGCUAGAGACCAGAAAGAAAAACUGCAGGUAAACAGAGAAGAGGGAACUGCUAAUUUGUCUAGGACUCCAUGGAGAACUGUGGAUCACAAUUCAAAAACAUGGUACGUGCAGCCUGCUUCCUCUUACGUGGAAGUAAAAAAGACUAGUAUCAAUGGAGCCCUAUAUGAGAGCAGUCUCUUUUCAAGCUCAUUGUCUGAAAUAUUUAAUAGGAAGUUGAGAGUAUCGACCAGUGAUGUUCUAUCUCAUCAGUCUGCUGGCACUGUUGCUCCUCACUCUGAGGAAGAGAAGCUCUUUAAAUCCCUUGAAGAAAUUGAGGUUCAAACCCUUGGAAAUCUCCUUCCUGAUGAAGAUGAGCUAUUUUCGGGAGUGGUUGAUGACAUGGGGUAUAAUGCUCAUGCAAAUAAUGGUGAUGAUUUUGAAGAUUUUGAUCUGUUUAGCAGUGGUGGAGGCAUGGAACUAGAAGGGGAUGAUCAUUUGUGUAUCAGCCAAAGACAUUCUGAUUUGAAUGGGGGAAUUCCCAACAGUCAAGGAGGUUCUAAUGGCUCACUUGCAAGUGAACACCCUUAUGGUGAACACCCUUCCAGAACACUUUUUGUGCGAAAUAUCAACAGCAAUGUUGAAGAUUCAGAAUUAAGGGAUCUUUUUGAGCAAUAUGGAGACAUCCGAACACUUUACACAGCUUGCAAGCAUCGCGGGUUUGUUAUGAUUUCUUAUUAUGAUAUAAGGGCAGCCAGAAAUGCAAUGAGAGCCCUUCAGAAUAAGCCACUGAGACGGAGGAAACUUGAUAUUCAUUAUUCAAUUCCAAAGGACAAUCCUUCGGAGAAAGAUAUCAACCAGGGUACCCUUGUGGUAUUUAACCUUGAUUCAUCUGUUUCCAAUGAUGAUCUUCGUCAAAUUUUUGGCAUUUAUGGAGAAAUUAAGGAAAUCCGGGAAACUCCACACAAGCGGCAUCACAAAUUCAUUGAAUUUUUUGAUGUUAGAGCUGCAGAAGCUGCUCUUUGUGCAUUGAACAGGAGUGAUAUUGCUGGGAAACGGAUCAAGCUUGAACCAAGCCGUCCAGGGGGUUCAAGACGGUGUUUGAUGCAACUGUGCUCUUCUGAACUGGAGCAAGAUGAAUCCAUUUUGUGUCAAAGCCCUGAUGACAACUUAUCAUCUGGUUGCAUGGCAGCGGUUUCUCCUGGAAUAAAGACAUCUAGCUGCAUGGAUAAUGUAUCUAUCCAGGACUUGCAUUCUGCAGUUCGAAUGCCUAUUGGUUCAUUUGUUGAAAAUGCCACUUCCCAUGGGAGUUCUAGUGUUCCAAACACCUUGUCGGUACCGAUGAGAGUGGUAUCCAUCAGCAAUGAAUUUGGUCUUGGUGAAACCAGCAACACAUUGGAUCAGAUGAAGUUUGGCAACCAAAGUUUUCCUAAUUACCAUCCUCAUUCCCUCCCUGAGUAUCAUGAUAAUUUAGCCAAUGCUAUUAGAUACAACUCUUCUAGCACAAUUGGGGACAUGACUGGUCAUGUUGGUCCGAGAAUAACAGAGGGAAUUGACAACAGGCACAUCCACAGAGUGGGUUCAAAUGGGCACCCGAUUGAACUUAAUGGAGGGGCUUUUGGCUCAUCUGGAAAUGGGAGUUGCCCUGUUCAUGGACUUCAUCGUGCAUGGGGAAACUCCAGCUCGUAUCAGCAUCAUUCUUCGAGUCCCAUGAUCUGGCCAAAUUCUCCAUCAUUUAGUAAUGGUGUUCAUGCUCAACGGCCCACACAAGUACCCGGAUUUCCUAGACCUCCACCUCAUAUGCUGAACAUUGUUUCACCUGUGCACCACCAUCAUGUUGGAUCAGCACCAGCUGUUAAUCCCUCCCUUUGGGAUAGACGGCAUGCCUACAGUGGAGAAUCUCCUGAAACUUCUGGUUUUCACUUGGGUUCUCUUGGGAGUGUGGGUUUUCCAGGAAGUUCUCCAUUGCAUCCCUUGGAAAUGGCUUCUCAUCUUUCCCAUGUUGGUGGAAAUUGCAUGGACAUAUCUGCAAAUGUCGGGCUGCGCUCUCCUCAGCAGAUUUGCCAUGUAUUCCCUGGAAGGAAUCCAAUGCUUUCAAUUUCCUCUUCUUUUGAUUUGCCUAUGGAGCGUGUGAGAAACCUCUCACACCGUAGAACUGAAGCCAAUUCCAACCAUACUGAUAAGAAACAGUAUGAGCUUGACAUUGAUCGUAUAUUACGUGGGGAAGACUGCCGAACGACACUGAUGAUAAAGAACAUUCCCAACAAGUAUACUUCAAAAAUGCUUCUUGCUGCAAUUGAUGAACAUCAUCGAGGAACUUAUGAUUUUAUUUAUUUGCCAAUUGACUUCAAAAACAAAUGCAAUGUGGGCUAUGCUUUUGUCAACAUGAUUGAUCCUCUUCAUAUUGUUCCAUUCCAUCAGGCAUUCAAUGGUAAAAAGUGGGAGAAGUUCAACAGUGAGAAGGUGGCAUCUCUUGCAUAUGCUCGAAUUCAAGGAAAAACUGCUCUUAUUGCUCAUUUCCAAAACUCAAGCUUGAUGAAUGAGGAUAAACGUUGCCGCCCUAUUCUAUUUCAUACUGAUGGUCCAAAUGCAGGUGAUCAGGAGCCAUUCCCCAUGGGUAGCAAUAUACGAUCAAGACCAGGCAAAGCUCGAACUAGUGGGGGUGAGGAGAGUCAGCAUCAAGGGAGCCCAACAACUUCUGCAAAUGGAGAGGAAUCUUCCAAUGGAGCAGUCACUUUGUUGGGUUCUGCCAAGGACUCAGAUUAAGCAAACUGCUUUCCAGAGCACUAACUGUAAGACCCUAUAUCAACUACAAAAAUCAUAUCAUAUCCAUCCCAGUUCUGUAUUUCUGGGGUGGCCUGACGGAAUAGUUUUCACUAUAGAGAUGCCCCAUUAAAAAUUUUGGUGACCAGAAUGCAUCACCAAAAUCGAAGGGAGUUUACCUCACAGUUUUCUUCGGUUAUGUAAAAAUUUGUAUUGGGUUUGAUCACGAGUACAGUGACUGGCUUAACAGAGGCUCAGGAUUUUGGGUUGUUGUGAGUAAUAUACAAUGUACAGGAGUUUCUGAGGGAGGUAAGAUUCAGGGGGCCUUCUCGGCCUUCAAUUUUUUUUUUUUUUUCCCAAUCACAACAAUUCUCUGUAAUUCCUUCUUUUCUGGGAAAGUUUUCGAGUCCUUGGUGGGGUUUCUGUUUUUGGCCCGGGCAGGGGGUGUGAUUACUUGAAAGAGGGGAGAGGGAGACAUUACACAGCACAGACAAAUGUUCUGGUUGUGGAAAUUUUGGAAGUGCUCUUGCUUACUGUUAAAUGAAUACCCUUUUUUGUUGGUAUUACCAUAGUUCCCUGCCAGUUCUUGAAUCUUUGAAGCUACUUAAUUGUGUUGUUAUAUAACUAUUAUUAUAUUUGCCUC